Messenger RNA from Rattus rattus (black rat), 192 nucleotides. RefSeq names its product defensin beta 1 (gene Defb1). Bases 1 to 192 code for a protein of 63 amino acids. Gene Ontology annotation, molecular function: CCR6 chemokine receptor binding. Gene Ontology annotation, cellular component: extracellular region. Gene Ontology annotation, biological process: defense response to Gram-negative bacterium; defense response to Gram-positive bacterium; innate immune response in mucosa. The record is from RefSeq and is a predicted model, not a curated record. Lineage: Eukaryota; Metazoa; Chordata; Mammalia; Rodentia; Muridae. The transcript is spliced from 2 exons.
AUGAAGAUCUCCUGCUUUCUGCUGCUGAUCCUCUCUCUCUACCUCUUCCCGGUCAACCAAGCUACUGAUCAGGACACAGCAAAAUGUGUCCAAAAGAAAAACGUCUGUUACUACUUUGAAUGCCCAUGGUUGUCUAUUUCUGUUAGCACCUGUUAUAAAGGAAAAGCCAAGUGUUGCCAAAAGCGAUAUUAG